Molecule: messenger RNA, 5483 nt
Organism: Cricetulus griseus (Chinese hamster)
Lineage: Eukaryota; Metazoa; Chordata; Mammalia; Rodentia; Cricetidae
Source: RefSeq, a predicted model, not a curated record
AUGAGCUCCACAUCCAGCAAUCCUGAAGAUGGGGACUCCAUGGAGCAGUCUCAGCUGGGACUGGCCACCGUGAUUCAGAAGCUGGAAGACACCAUUCUGAGUCCCAUGGCCAGCCGGGGGGACCGGGCACUGACUGUGCGUGGAGAAGGCCAGCGGGCCUCACCCACUCCUGUGCCAGCCCGCAUCCGAGAGAUUGUGUCGGGCAGCCUGGCGGAGGAGCCACUCCCAGGGCUGCCAGCUACUACAACCCAUACACAGGAGGAGAGUGAACUCCUGCAAGAAGAGCUGGCCCGGUUGGAGGACCUGUUGGCUCAGGCAGAUGCUGAGCGGGAGGAGCUGGUUAACAAGUGUCACAUGGUCAGCCAGAGGCUGCAGGCCCGCCUGGACACCACUGAGGCCCGGCUUCGGAAGUCAGAGCUGGAGCAUAGCAUGGACUUGGAGGAGGCACUCGGCCGGCUGGAGGUCUCACAGCAGAGGAGCAUGGGCCUCUCCCAAGUAAACACCCUCCUCCGGGGACAGCUGGAGCACAUGCAGAAGGCCAAUGACACGCUGGCCAGGGAGCUGGCCAGGACAGCACACAGCUUGCUCCGCCUGCAGGGCAAGCUAGAGCUGCAGGAGACCCAAAGGUCGGGCCUGAGAGAGCCCAGGGACAUCCUCCCCCUGUGGAGACAGGCCAAGGCUCUGCAGACACACCUGGCUGAGCUUCGGGCAGCCACCGAGAGGGGUCUCACUGAUGUUCAGGCCGACAUGGCCCGGACAGCCCAGCGCUUGCAUGUAGCCUGCCUGAGCCUCGACUCCCACCAGCGGCUGACAGCCAGCAGCAUGACCAGUGACCUGGAGCAGCGGCUGAGGGAGCAGGCCAGGGAAAUGCUGCAGCUGCAGAGCCACUGGGCUGCUGAGAAGGUGGAGCUACAAGCCAGACUUUCAGAGCAGACACUGUUAGUACAGAAGCUCUCUGAUCAGAAGGAAGAAGGAGAGAGAUCCAUCCUGGCCCUCAAGGCAGACAUCCAGAGACUGAAAUCCCGGCGCAGUGGGGGCCAGGUGGCGGUAGAUGAACUGAGGGAUGAGGUUGAAGCCCUACACCGUGUUCUGGCCAGCAUCAAGGAGGUGGCCCAGUCAGAUGCAACUCUGGAGUUGACCUGGAGCAGCAGCAGUGAAGUCAGGGAGAUACAGGGCCGACUGAGGAGCCCCCCACGUUCUGUGUCACCCCACCGGCAUAUGUCCCCAACACGGACCAGCUCUCCAGCCAGCCUGGACCCUACACUGCAGGCCGUGCAGGCAGCCAUCGAGAGGCGGCAACAGAGGGAGCAGGAGCUGUGUCUGAGGCUGGAGUCCUCCCAAGAGGAAGCAGCCGGGCUCCGAGAGCAGCUGUCUGGGUACCGGCAGGAGCUACGAGCCUCACAAAGGCUUCUGCAGGACAGGGCACAGGAGCAUGCGGAUCUCCUGGGCCAGCUGGAGGCCCAAAGGCAGGAGACACAGCACUGCCAGGCAUCUAUCCAUCUCCUGGAAAGGGAGAAGGUAGCCCUGGAGACAACAAUGAAGGAACUAAGAGCGAAGGCAGACAUUCGGGAUGUGGAGACACAGAAGCUGCAAGUCACAAAUGCAGAGCUGCGGAGAAGUCUCCUGCUGCGGGCAGAGCAGAAAGCUGAGCUGGCCCAGCAGAGCCAGAGGAGCCUGCGUGAGCUGGAGGCCAGCCAGGGCCGCCUGGAGCAGCUGGAGGAGAAGGUCUCUGGGUUCAGGAAGGAGCUGGCCACGGCCCGGGAGGCCCUGAGCUCAAUGCAGCUGCAGAGGGACAUUGCGGAGACUGAAAAGGAGAGCCUGCGUGGUGCCCUGGCCCGGGCUGAAUCUAGCAAUGCUGAUUUGGAAUUGCUGGUGGCACGGCUGAAGUCAGAGGGGAUAGAGCAACAGGACUCCCUGGCCAAGAUGGCUGCCCUGGUGGAAGGGCUUUCCCAGGACAAAGGCACCCUAAACCACCUGGUACUUCAGCUGGAGCAGGAGAGGGACCAGCUUCGGGAGCAGCAGAAGAUGCUGGAGCAGGAGCAAGCCAGAGUCAGGGAGCAGCUGGCACACACAGAGCAGCAGCUAGGCCUCAAUUGGGCUGAGCGGAGAAGUCUACAGGAGACUUGUGAGCAACUGGAGCAAAAGCAGGAGCAUCUAGAAGGACAGGUGGUCCUGCUCGGGCAGGAGAGUGCCCAGCUCCGGGAGCAGGUGGGCCAGGCCACAUGCAAGAAACAGGCCCUGGAGAAGCAGCUGGCACAGAGCCUGCAGGACCAGGAGGCCCAGAUGGACAUUCUGCAAGAAGCUCUCCACGAGAAGAACACUCUGUCGGAGGAGCGGGCUCACCUACUGGCUAAGCAGGAAGCCCUGGAGCGACACAGUGAGCUUGUGACUAAGGAGGCCGCUGAUCUGAGGAAGGAGAGGGACUCUCUGGAGAAUGGCCUCUUUGAGGCCCAACAGUUGGCAACACAGCUGCAGACCCAACAGAAACAGCUAGAAGGAGAGGCCCAGGCUACUCGGCUCGCUCACAGGGCUUUGCAAGUGGAAAUGGAGCGCAUGAAAAGCGACUGGGAAGUCCGAGAGACGCAGCUGCAGUGGGAUCUGGGACAGCUGCAGCAGCAGGCCGCACAGCAGGAGCAGGAGGCACAGCUGGCCUUGGAGCGCCAGGCACUGGCCCACAGGGAGGACCUGGCGCGGCUGCAGAGGGAGAAGGAGACCCUCAGUUUAUCCCUGGCAGAGGAGAAAGAGGUGGCUGCCCAGUGGAUGGAACAGCAAAAAGAGCUGGUGACAAAAACCACAGCUGAGAGGGAGGCUCUGGAGGGGGAAAUCCAGAGCCUGAAGCAUGAACGGGAUGAGAGCCUCCUCCAACUGGAGCAUGAGAUGCAGCAGGCAAUGUCUCUGAAGGAAGCAGAGAAGAGCCUGCUGAGCAAGGAGCUAUCUGGGGCUAACAGGGAGCUGGAACGGACACGCCAGGAGGCCCAGAACCAGCAAGCACAAGCUGAGGCCACUAUCACCACCGUGACCAAAGAGCUGAGAACUCUCCAGGCCCAGUUUGAGGAGGCCAUCUCCACCCACCAGACAGAAGCUGAAACUCUGAGGGAAAAGCUCAGGGAGAUCGCAGCCGAGCGGAGCAGUGUGAGGAGAGAGGCUGAGGGGUUGCAGGCACAGCUGAACGUGGCCCAUGAAAAGUUGGCUGGACUGCGCCAAGAGCUUCAGGACAGUGAGCAGAGUCAGGAGGGUCUCCGCAGGGAGGCCUUGGAGGCCCGCCGGGCACUGGACGAUGAGGCUCAAGAGAAGGAUGUGCUGCAAUGCUCCAACACCAAGCUGCGGGCCACCAUCCACAGGGCUGAGCAAGAGAAAGCCAGUUUUAAGCGGUCCAAGGAGGAGCAGGAGCAGAAGCUGCUGGUGCUUCAGGAGGCUCAAGUAGCAGCUCAGAAGGAAGCAUAUGAGCUGAGGACCAGGCUGCAGGAGUUGGAACAGGCACAGGGGGAUACCCACCGGAAGCUCCAGGAACACCACAGACAGGUAAGGACACUGGAAGCUGAGAACCAGAGGAAGAGGCGGGAGGUGAGUGAGCUGCAGGCCCAAGCCUCUCGGGAUGCACAGCAGCGAAGGAAGAGCCUGCAGGAGGCGCUGGAGCUGCAGAGCCAGAUAGCUGAGUGCCAGGCUGCCCGCGAUGGUGCCCAGAAGGAGGUUCUAGGGCUACAGCAGAAGUUGGCCGAAGUGGAGGCAGCGGGGGAGGCCCGGGUGAAGCAACUGGAAGAGAUUCUUUGUGAGAGCCAGAGGGCUGAGCAGACCCUGCGGGCUGAACUGCGCAAACUCAUCAGGAAGCUACAACAGGCCAGCAGCCAGGCUAACACCCUUCAGGCCAGCCUGGACAACGCCAGUAGCAGAGUCCACAUCCUGGAGCAGGAGCUGGCCCAGGCUGAGGGUGCUAGGCACAAUGCGGAGGUUCAGCUAGGCCGGCUGUGCUCCACACUCCGCAGUGUCCUAGGGCUACAUAGUCAGAGCCGCUUGGCCUCUCCAGAGAGGCCCCAUUCUCCCACAACAGGCAGCUCCCAGACUCGUCCUGGAUGGCAAAGAGCCAGUCCCUCUACUAGAUCCUACUCUCCAUCCCGAUGGCCCUCACCUGUGCCCGGAGACCCUGACUCACAGAUCAUAGAUGUGGCCUCCGUAAGGGAUGCCCUGAGGGACUUGGUGCAAAAGCUUCAAGAAGCCCAGCAGGAGCGGGACAACUCCAGCAUCCAGGUGGCCAGUUUGAGCAGCCGUUUGAGCGAGGCAGAGAGUGAGCGCGUCCACCUACAGAGCCGCGUAGAACAGCUACAGAGGGACCUAGCUGAUGCGAAGGAAGGGCAGCGUAGGGCAGAGAGUGCACUGCACAGUGCCCAGGCAGCUCGGGCCCUGCAGAAGGAGGCACUCCAGAGGCUGGAAACAGAGCACCUGGCAAGCACGCGGGCUGCAAGCCAGGAAAGGAGGAGGAUGCAGGAGCAAGUGGACACCCUGCACCAGGCCCUGGAAGAGAGUAGCAGGCACAGCCAGAGCCUUACAGAGAAGGGGAGGCAGCUGGAGCCCCCGCAGCAGGUGCUCCUGCGGAGUCACAGGGAGCAGGAAGCCGCAGCAGCGACACAGCGGGCGGAAAGGCGAGCCCUUCGGGAGCAAACAACUUCACUGCGCACCGAGAGGGCCCGCCUACAGGGGGAGCUCGCGGCGCUGCGCACUCGCCUCAUACAGAUGGAACAGGAGACCCUGAGGAAGGAGGAGGACACAGCAAUGCUGGGGGCCAGGAAGGAGCAGCUACAGAAGUCUCUGAGCAGUCUACACCAGGAAGUAGAUGGGGCCCUGCGGCAGAGCCAGCAGCUGCAGGUGGCCAGCCUGAAGAAACAGCUGGACCGGGAAGUGCGGCAGCAACAGCAGCGGGCCCACAGUGACUAGAUGUUCUGAGCUAAGCAAUGACCUUCACUGCGGUUCCUUCCCUACACUCCUGUGCUGGGUGGCCUGCAUCAACCAGCCAGGACAGCAAGCUCUGGGGGAGAUGUUAGGGUCCUAUACUACUGGGGAAACUGGUGCUAUGCACACUAUACUCUAGGGGCCAAGUUCAACAAACAUUGGUGUGUUGUGACAAGAUGCACAUAUAGGCAGCCAUCAACCAAGGCACAGACUGCAUAAGUCCUGCCUAUGGAGACCUUAGCCUCCAGCUGGGCUGAACCACACUGCUGGUCCCUGCUCUUUAAUACUCAUUCCUGCAUUGACCACCCCUCAGCCCCAUACCGGGCCUUGUGCUUCAUUUCCAGACUGGACCCACUUCUUGGGCUAGGCACUGGUGGCUGGGCCCGGUCAGACCAGCUCCCUUACCAUGGGCUGCAUUCCAUGCCCUCAGCUCUGUAAACACAGGGAAACACAUGGAAAACAUUUCCACCAGCAAGAGCCAAAAACACAAUGUCCUGCAAGGCCAGCCACCACACCCCACAUCCAGAGGCUGCAGAAUC